Messenger RNA from Hibiscus syriacus, 636 nucleotides. Its product is annotated as RING-H2 finger protein ATL39-like. Gene Ontology annotation, biological process: protein ubiquitination. Gene Ontology annotation, cellular component: cytoplasm. Gene Ontology annotation, molecular function: ubiquitin protein ligase activity. The transcript has 3 exons. NCBI's taxonomy places the organism in Eukaryota, Viridiplantae, Streptophyta, Magnoliopsida, Malvales, Malvaceae. The coding region runs from base 1 to 636 and encodes 211 amino acids. The record is from RefSeq and is a predicted model, not a curated record.
AUGGGAAGACUGAUCGAAUUUCUACUUCAUAUUCGUACGUUUCUUGAGGAUGAUAAUGGCGGAUUCCAAGAGGAUCAUUCACAGGAUUUCCAGGAUUUCUCCGUUUGGCCAGAGUUUGUAUUCGGAUCCCAUCGACACCGCAACAACGUUGCCCGUCGUUUACUCGAAGCCGGAUGGCUCGAACAACGCGGCCUUGAAACGAUAUUGGAUCACGCUUUCUCCCAAUCGAACUUGAUUAUAGAAUAUGAGAAGAAGAAGAAGAGUCGAUAUAGUAAGGGAUUCAACAACGUGAUAAGGAUAAUAUUUUCAGUUAAAAAGUAUUUGAGUCGGGAACACGAUGAUGAGUUAGCGACAGCAAUGGCUAUGGAGUUGUCGAUGCAAGAAGCUCCGAGGUUCGUUCCGGCGACGGAAGAAUCGAUCAAAGCUUUGAAGAAGGUGAAGUUUGUUGAAGGUUAUGGCGAGGGUAUCGAGUGCAUGAUUUGCAUGGAGAAAUUAGUGCAGUCCAAAACGGAGGUUGUAACUUGUAUGCCGUGUUCUCAUCUCUUCCAUGGAGAUUGUAUCCACAAGUGGCUGAGUACCGGUCAUCACUGUCCAUUGUGCCGCUUCUCGAUGCCGACUGAUGACGGAAAACAUUAG